AUGAAGACCGUGGUGCUCGCGUUAUGGGCUAUACUACUUCUUCUGCUGGCGAGAGUCAUUGAUCGGGCACGCUGGCGGACGCUUCCCAGGCAGAGGCUGAUCAACUCCUUGCGCCUUGCGGAGAACUCAGACCUGGUGGAGGAGGAGAAUCGCCGGCUGCAGUAUGAUGAGAACGAAAGCGACUGGAACAGUAGCAAUGAGACGUCGGAAGUGAACUCCACGACGUCCACCAGUUCCACUGUGACCAGCACCAGCAGCACCCAAACACUGACAACCAGUACAGACACUGUGACCACACGGACCCGGACCACCAGCACGCGGACGACGCGGACACGCACAAGCAGCACCAGCAGCAGCGUGACACGCACGAGCAGCACCAGUAGCAGUGUGACCAGGACCACCACCAGCAGUACCAAGACGACUGUGACGGUCACGAGCAGUACCUCUAGCACUGUGACUAGCACUAGUAGCACAGUGACCACGAGCAGUUGGACGAGCACCAGCAGCACUGCCACCUCCACGUCAACUUGGAGCACCACGAGCACCACGACUUUGUGGGGCGAUGUGCUCUUGGCCUUGGAUUUCACCGUCCAUCCGCCCGAGCGAUGGCAGUUGCAGCACUUCGCUGCGGAGCUGGCGCUGAACGUCUCUCAGAGCGUGCUCGCAGAGAGCCAGAAGCGCGUGCACUUCGGCGUGGUGCUCUUUGGGCAGGAUGUGAGCUACUUUCCGCUGCCGGUGGACGAGGCGAAGUUGAACAACUUGGUCCUGGACCCUGAGCUAGGUGCACAGGUGUCCCCUCGUCCACCGCGCUACACGCACGAAGCCUUGAGCUUGUGCGAAUCGGUCUUGACCGGGAGGUAUGCACAGGUCCAAGUGGUGGUCAUUCUGACGAACGGCCUCUCGGCUGACCCGGUCCUCACCCGUCGAAGCGCGCAAGACCUGCACGCGCGGCAGGUGAGACUCUUCUCUGUGGGCAUGGACAACGUCUCGGACCGGCAGUCCGUGCGAUGGAUGGAGUUGGAGGACCUGACACUGAAGCAGCACCUCCAACGAACACGGGCAGACGCUACGAACGCGCGAACACGGGGAGCGCUGGAGACGGGGGAGACUAUGGAGUGA
Messenger RNA from Durusdinium trenchii, 1119 nucleotides. Lineage: Eukaryota; Dinophyceae; Suessiales; Symbiodiniaceae. The record is from the annotation of a GenBank genome assembly.